Molecule: messenger RNA, 2002 nt
Organism: Paramuricea clavata
Lineage: Eukaryota; Metazoa; Cnidaria; Anthozoa; Malacalcyonacea; Plexauridae
Source: the annotation of a GenBank genome assembly
AUGAGGUUGGUAUUAUUCUUUGUAUUUUGUAUCAAAAUUACGACUUCCUGUAUGUACUAAUGUCCAAUAAAUUGGCAUUUAUUGUUGAUCUAGUUGGUUUCAUUCUGGAAUAACCGGCCAUGACGCCGAAGCCUUGCUUUUAGACAGAGGUUUUGAUGGAAGCUUUCUGCUGCGGCAUAGUGUGAGUCGUCCUGGCGAGUUUACGUUCUCCGUAAGGUGAGUUGAUCUCUGUCGCUCUACAAGCACAACUCUGACAUUAAAUCGGUUAAAUAUAUAAAAAUAACAGGGAAGUAUUUUAAAGUUUUGUUAGUUAUAAUUGGAUGUAUUGUUUAUGCCAGCUUACACUGUAUAUUGUGACAGAACCAAAAAGAUCCUCGUUCCCAACGCUUCUCGGCGUGAGAGUGUUCUCUGCAUGCGGACUGCACUAAAUUACUGACUCGAAUUACUUUUUCCAAAAAGUGGAAGGCUUGAACUGUUGCAAUUUAUAAUUAAUUUUGACUAAUUAUGUUGACAUCCUUAACUGCUUUGACGGCUCUUGAUCUUUGAAUUUAACAACACGAAUAAUGAAUUUGGAGAUGUAUAUCAAUGCAAAUAAAACUUGUUAAGGUUCGGUCACACGAGCCGACAAGUUGCAGAUACUGGUCGCUGGGAGUUCCGGCCGGGACAGAUUUCAUCGUGUGAUAUAUGUAAAAAUCUUGUCGCGAUGACUGUUUUUUGUCCCUGCGACAGGUCGCAUGAUUUAACAGAACGCUAUAAAGCAAUAAAAAGUAUAAUGGGCUUGUUGUUUUAUAACUAUAUAGAAUGUUUAACUAUUCCUGUGCCUUAUGACACGCAGAAAUCGAACGAAAAUUAUGCCAAGAACUGUCGGUCUUGCCGUUUGCAAGUUCCCGCCAACGUGAAGCUUAAACUCCCUAAUAAUAACGCCUGAAAUUUGGGAACAUUGAAUAAUUAGUCCAUACUAAAUUGUUUUUUGGGCGGAAGAGAUCCCAAAUUUUACCGAGUAUUUGUGUUAUUUUCUUAUAGACACGGUGAAGAAAUCUUUCACCUGAUAAUCGAAAAUACUGGCGACUAUUACGAACUUUGUGCUGGACAAAAAUUCGCUAAGAUAAACGAAUUGGUCCAAUGGUAUUCUGAGAACACAGCCCAAUUUACGAUCAAAGGAACUAAGGAUGUUCUAAUUUUGAAAUAUCCUUUGAAUUCUGCAGCUCCAACAACUGAAAGGUUUGCGAAAUGCUUUCAUCACUUUUAUUGUUAGACAUGCAGUAUAGCCACCAGCAUAUAGCAAAAUUAGUUCAAAACCAAUCUGCGUUUAAUUCUUAUUUAUCAUUUAUUUCAUUUUAAAGACAUACUAAAAUAUCCAUUUUCUAUUAUUCUCAAUUGUUUUUUUGUAUUUGACUCAAGACCAGAUAUCAUGAAUAAUAACAACAUAAUACAUUUCUAUACUAUAGCGCUAUUUCCAAUAGCUCGAUAGCGGUGUACAGUUCUACUUAAUUAACAACUAUUAGAAAUUAAAUUGUUACAACAAAUGCAAAAAUUGCAAGUUAAUAUAUUACAGGAAGAUAAAUAGUAUAUACAAUAAAAUUAAUAACAUUUACAAAUCUAUAUAAAUUAACAUCACAUACGAUAUUAAUCAUCUGAUGUGGCCGUUAGGUCACAUCGCUUUCCGUCCAGCAAUUAAUGUUGCUAGAUAUUACCAUAUUAAAUUAUAUUUGCCCGCUGUCGCCGAUAGAGAUGGAAUCGGUAGCUAGUUAAGAUGCGCCUGACUAAGCAGGAAACAUCACCAAGGAUAAUGAUUCCUAGAAUCCUUAGUCAACCAAUGGUACCUCCUCCAAAAUUACCUCCAACCAGUUAUAAGGGUUGGAGAAAGGUAACCAUUGGUGAUACCUUGCCCAAUAACAACCUCCAAUCCCUUAUAAAUCCGCCAUCGCACGAGAAAGAAUAUCGGGUAAAAUGCGAAUAUCAUGGCGAUAUAUACGCAUCGCUUUCCCAAGAGCGGGGAUGA